This is a messenger RNA of Monodelphis domestica (gray short-tailed opossum), 5955 nucleotides long. NCBI's taxonomy places the organism in Eukaryota, Metazoa, Chordata, Mammalia, Didelphimorphia, Didelphidae. The record is from RefSeq and is a predicted model, not a curated record.
CCCAAACCGAGAGUGAACCUUUUGCAGCUUUCUUGACCUUUGCUCUCUUCCUAGGAGUACUGACCCUUGGAGCUGUCUACUUCCUUUGCAGAACAUGGAGAAAACUGAACAGUGACCAUCCCAGCAAACCAAGUUAUUGUUUCCAAGUUGCAGGAGAAAUAAAUGAAGCCACUUAAGUUACAACUGAUGGAAAACUUGAUUUCAGGACUUCCCACAAGCCAUAUCUUCAGCCCUAUGGUAGAUCUUCAUGAGUUUCUGGAGCCAUCUUUUUCUUUCUACAACUCAAGAUGGGGAAGAACAGCCUGGGGCUUGGACAGUGGGCAGCGGCCAUCCUGAGACCUGGACUCAGUUCAUUGAGAACCCAGGGUUCCCCCUUACUCCACAUGGAGGUGUCCGUACAGGACAGAAACAUGACACUGAAAUGGGCUAAGAGAUCUUUCUUUAUAGCAGCCUUUUUGACUAAGGGUUUAGGACUCUAUGACUCAGGCUAUUCUGCCUGCCAACACCAGAGCAGCUGGUAAUGUCCUGCCUUCCCUUCAUAAUAACUUCAUCCUUCUAGAGGUGGAAGGAGCAAUAAUGGGCACUCUGGCCCUCGACACAAUUCUGACCAGUAAAGAGGAACAAGGGAGGUUGCUGGGUUGGAAAUGAAGGGAACCUUUGCAAGGAAAACAGAAGAGGGAAAGUCAGGAUUAUCUGACAUGGACCUUGGAUUUACGGAGAGCAGAUUUCAGAGUUCCAUGAAAGGAUUCCAUGGACUAAAAUCCUGUGGAGCAAGUCAGCCCAGGGAAAUUCUGAUGACACAAAGAGAGGAUCUAAAGGGAUGGACAGGAAGUUAAAUGUCAUGUUGCUGAGAAGCAUGAAGAGAUUUAAAUGAACUGAUGCAAAGUAAUUAAAACCAGGAAAAAAUGCCCAAGUGUAAGUAUACACGAUAGAAUGGCUACAACCAAAUGAAUGGAAAGAACAAAAUAACUAAAACAGAGUGCUGAAGAAGAAUGAAUGAAUGACCCAGUGUGGCCCCAUGGAGAGUCUGAGAAGGUAGUAUCUUUGCAGCAGUGGUAGACUCUGAAUAUAAAGUAAGGCUUCUUCAACAUGUUGAUUAGUUUUGCUAAACUGUUUUUCUUCCUCUUUUUCAUUUUUUGUUAUAAAUGAGUAUUACAAGGGGAGGGUGCAGAAAGGAGAUACAGUAGGAAAUGUAGAUGAUUGAAAAACAAAAGAAAUCGAUAAAAAAUUUUUUUCAAUGGCAUGGAUUUAGGGUUAGGUUAAAAUAUUUAUUUAAAAUCAAUAAUUUUAAUGUUCAAAUAUUAAUAUUGGAGAAAAAAUUUUAAAACAUAUGAAAAGUUUAAAUAUGACAUCACAUGCCCCCCAACUCCUGCAGCAGGAAGUGACACACUUCUGCACCCCCUGCUAGUUCUCCUCAACCUUCCGGUCCUUGCAAUGGCAGCAGCAGGAGUGGUAUGUCUUGACUCAAAGAGGUGAUGGAUGAAAAGGAUUCCUAAAAAGUGAAAAUUUUGAUAGAAAUCCUUCAGGAAAGAGAAAAAAAGGUGGCUCAGUGGAUUGAAAUCCUAGGUUCAAAUCUGGCCUGAGACACUUCCUAGCUGAGUGACCCUGGGAAAGUCACUUAACAGCUAUUGCCUGGCCCUUCUGCCUUGGAAUCAACACAUAGUAUUGAUUCUAAGACAGAAGGUGAGGGUUUAAAAAAAAUGACAUUCAAAAAAGCUUCCACAGGGAUGCUCUCCUGAUGCCUUGACAUGGCAUGGAAGUGACUAUGGCUUCUCCAAGUCUGAGCCACUGCGGUACGAGAUCUAGGAAAUUUGAAGUGUAAAACUGGCAAGAGAGUCGACAUUCCCAGGACCAGCCGAGCUCAGUAUAUAGAGGUUAACACAGGACGUGGACUACUAGCCAGUAAACCCCUUGUCUAGAGCAACCCAUAAAAUAAACAAAAUGGCGCUCAGACUUGCUGUGAGGUCACACAGCUAGGAAGUGUUUGAGGUCCAAUUUGAACCCAAGACCUCUGGUCUCGAAGUCCAUUGAGCCAUCUUGCUGCCCCAAAAUGGACGCUUGUUAUAACUGGAGCCAGACAGAAGAAGGAAGAUCCGACAAAUGAAGGAUGGAUCACAAGCUCUACUUGGCCAGGCAAAGAAAGGAGCUGGUUUUAUCAUGUUCCCCAAAGUCAACAAGAAACAUUAUUUCAUGGGAUGUGCCAGGAAAAGAACUAGAGUUUGGGCAGAGGCUGGGGUAGAGACUUUCUACAAGCAACUCAAGGCCAUCCAAAUGAAGUCAGCGAAUGGCUUUGAUACUCUGGUUUCUAUGCAAAGUAAGUAGAAGGAAGGAGAGCAAAAAAUGCCUCACCUCAUGGCCAAUGUGCUGAUGGGCCUCUGAAUUUGAUGAGGCACUUCCCUAGGUGACAGCUAUGUUCUCAUUACUGGACUGUCAACCAAUGCUGGCCCAAUAUCAAGUUCAGCUUUGGUUCUUUGAAUGGUCAUUUUUAUAUGUUCCAUCCCUUACCCCCACCCCCGUCUGUCUGUCUCUCUGUCUCUCUCUUUCUCUGUCUGUCUGUCUGUCUGUCUGUCUGCCUGUCUGUUUCUCUCUCUGUCUCUCUCUUUCUCAGCCUUUCUCUCCUCUCCCUCACUCCCACCCUCCCUCUCUAUCUUUCUCUCUGUCUCUUUCUCUUUCUCCCUCCCUUCUUCUCUCUCUCUCCGUCUCUUUCCCUCUCUCUGUCUCUCCCUCCCUCCCUGUCUUUGUCUCUGUGUCUCUCUCUUUCUCCCUCUCUGUCUCUUUCCCUUCCUCCCUCCCUCCCUCUCUCUCUCCUUCUCUGUGUCUCUCUCCCUCCCCCCUCUCUCCUCUGUGUCUCUCUCCCUCCCUCUCUCUCCUCUCUGUCCCUCUCUCUGUCUCUCUGUCUCUCCUCUGUCUCUCUCCAUCUCUGUCCCUCCCUCUCUCUUUUUCUCUGUCUCUUUUUGUGUGUCUCUCUCUCCCUCUCUCUGUAUCUCCCUCCCUCUCUCCUCUCUGUCCCUCUCUUUGCCUCUGUCUCUUUCCCUCUCUCUGUCUCUCUCUCCAUCUUUCUCUGUCUCUCCCUCCCUCCCUCUCUCUGUCUGUCUCUGUGUCUCUCUUUCUCCUUCUGUCUCUUUCCCUCCCUCCCCUUCUCUCUCUCUCUCCCCCCUCUCUGUAUGUCUCUCCAUCUCUGUCUCUCCUUCCCUCUCUCUGUCUUUGUCUCUGUCUCUCUCCCUCUGUCUCUCUGUGUCUCUCUCCCUUCCUCUCUCUGUCUUUUUCUGUCUCUGUGUGUGUCUCUCUCUCCCUCUCUCUGUGUCUCCCUCCCUCUCUCCUCUCUGUCCCUCUCUGUCUCUUUCCCUCUCUCCCUCUCUCUGUCUCUCCCUCCCUCCUUCUCUCUGUCUUUGUCUCUGUGUCUCUCUUUCUCCCUCUGUCUCUUUCCCUCCCUCCUCUUCUCUCUUUCACUCUCUCUCUCUUGCUCUCUCUCCCUCUCCCCCCUCUCUGUCCCUCUCUGUGUGUCUCUCUCUCCAUCUCUGUCUCUCCUCCCCUCUCUCUGUCUUUGUCUCUGUCUCUCUCCCUCUGUCUCUCUGUGUCUCUCUCCCUUCCUCUCUCUGUCUUUUUCUGUCUCUGUGUGUGUGUGUCUCUCUCUCCCUCUCUCUGUGUCUCCCUCCCUCUCUCCUCUCUGUCCCUCUCUUUUUCUCUCUCUGUCUCUUUCCCUCUCUUCCUCUCUCUCCAUCUGUCUCUCCCUCCCUCCCUCUCUCUGUCUUUGUCUCUGUCUCUCUUUCUCCCUCUGUCUCUUUCCCUCCCUCCUCUUCUCUCUUUCACUCUCUCUCUCUCGCUCUCUCUCCCUCUCCCCCCUCUCUGUCCCUCUCUGUGUGUCUCUCUCUCCAUCUCUGUCUCUCCUCCCCUCUCUCUGUCUUUGUCUCUGUCUCUCUCCCUCUGUCUCUCUGUGUUUCUCUCCCUUCCUCUCUCUGUCUUUUUCUGUCUCUGUGUGUGUCUCUCUCUCCCUCUCUCUGUGUCUCCCUCCCUCUCUCCUCUCUGUCCCUCUCUGUCUCUUUCCCUCUCUCCCUCUCUCUGUCUCUCCCUCCCUCCCUCUCUCUGUCUUUGUCUCUGUGUCUCUCUUUCUCCCUCUGUCUCUUUCCCUCCCUCCUCUUCUCUCUUUCACUCUCUCUCUCUUGCUCUCUCUCCCUCUCCCCCCUCUCUGUCCCUCUCUGUGUGUCUCUCUCUCCAUCUGUCUCUCCUCCCCUCUCUCUGUCUUUGUCUCUGUCUCUCUCCCUCUGUCUCUCUCCCUUCCUCUCUCUGUCUUUUUCUGUCUCUGUGUGUGUCUCUCUCUCCCUCUCUGUGUCUCCCUCCCUCUCUCCUCUCUGUCCCUCUCUGUCUCUUUCCCUCUCUCUCCAUCUCUGUCUCUCCCUCCCUCCCUCUCUCUGUCUUUGUCUCUGUGUCUCUCUUUCUCCCUCUGUCUCUUUCCCUCCCUCCUCUUCUCUCUUUCACUCUCUCUCUCUCGCUCUCUCCCUCUCCCCCCUCUCUGCCCCUCUCUGUGUGUCUCUCUCUCCAUCUCUGUCUCUCCUUCCCUCUCUCUGUCUUUGUCUCUGUCUCUCCCUCUGUCUCUCUCUCUCCCUCCCUCUCUCUGUCUUUGUCUCUGUCUCUGUGUGUCUCUCUCUCCCUCUCUGUCUCUCUCUGUCUCCCUCCCUCCCUCUCUCCUCUCUGUCCCUCUCUUUGUCUCUCUCUCUGUCUCUGUGUCCGUCUCUCUCAAUUUAUCCAAAACGUUUGGCCAAGGAAGGAUGUGUAUGGUGCUGGUGGGUGUGUGCUAGAUGUGUCUUCCCAGAGUUCUCAGACUAGACCUCCCAGACUUUGGCCUUGACCUGACAUGGGUAGGAAUUGGGAAAGGGGACAGUGAGCCGGACUCUGGGUAAGAGAACAGACUUAGGACAAGAAGAAAGCCGAGGCUGUGAUGAGGAGAUGGGAGAAAAGGCUUAGGUGAGUCAGGGCCCUGGAGAUGGGGCAGGCCCUAGACUGCUGGUCUAGGCUGGGCUGGAGUGACCGGUGCUUUCCUUCCCUUUUUUUCUGGAUGCCAAAAAUGUUACUCUCACUUUCAGCAUCCCCCGAGGACCAUCAUUUUAAGACUGGGGGGGCCUUUAAAAGAAACCUGGGAACUUGGAGAGAAGCGAGCCAAAAGGCCUUCCACCGUCAGAGGAGGACGAGGGAGGCCGUUUCUCAUCUCCCUUCCAUCCUCCAGACAUCUUAAGCAUUCCGUCUGCCUUGCUGUCUAGUGCCACCAGCUGCUUCUCCGUGCAUGUUGUCACAACCCUUGCGGCCCUGCCGGGAGGAGGGGGAUAUGAUUUAUCAGUUAUCUAAAACCUUCACUGGCUUUUCAGUUACUGAAACGAAUUAUUUUUGUCCAGACUCUCCAUCUUGUAGUCAUUAACAUAAUCCAUAAUGUCACUGGGGAUUUGGAGAAUGUCUUGAAGAGCCCAUCUUUGGAUGAAGUUUUUAAGUGAGGGCCCUCUGACCCCCGAGGGAUCCCUAUUUCAGGAGGCAAACUUGGAUGGGAAAGAAAACACACCGUUAUUUUCCCUACUUUUGGUUUCCUUUGACAUCCUAAGGACAUUACGCGCUGCUUUGUGAAGUACAUUCUCUACUGGGGAAGAGGUCCAUAGACCCAGAAAGGAGAUACUCCAUUCUGGGCUUGCCCUAUGUAAAAGUUGUCCAUUCCUCAAUCAUUCAUCUGCAAAACGCCGAGCGAUCUCCCCUCCCUCUAACCUGCAUUUAAAGUAACCUCUCCUGGGUCUCGUAAGGUUACAGGAUCAUGGAUUUAGGGUGAUAAAGGCCCUUAAAAAUCCCCAGUCCAACUUCUCGUGUCCCAGCCCAGAAUGCAUGACUUUUCUGGGCGUACUCGUCUAUUCAUAGGAAAAGGGUUUGGUUUUGUACGGAACUUCAUUUUUUAUAUACUCAAAAUGUAUCUAAUUUUCU